CACACCCAGCCCUCUGCGGCGGGUGAGCUGGUGGUGCGCUUCCUUCUCCGGGUGAAUCACCCCAUCCGCAAGCAGGCUAGCAGCACCAGCUCCCUGGUGUACCCCUGCUCCUCCCGCCUGCAGCCUCCCUGUCCUCCUGGGCAACCCCCGCGCCUUCUGAGCCCCAUUUCCCAGGCCGUGGCAGCAGCCCAGGACCGGAGCCAUGUCGGGCAUCGCAGCCAAAGUGGCGAAAGAUCGGGAGGCGGCGGCCGGCCUGGGCUCUCACGAGCUGGCAGUCAAAUACCUCAACCAGGACUACGAGGCACUUCUCAACGAAUGCCUUGAGGAGGGCAAACUCUUCCAGGACCCUUCCUUUCCCGCGAUUAUAUCUUCCCUGGGAUUCAAGGAACUGGGACCGCAUUCGAGCAAAACUCAAGGCGUCGUCUGGAAGAGACCUACGGAGAUCUGUUCCGAUCCUCAGUUUAUUGUUGAAGGAGCCACCCGCACAGACAUCUGUCAAGGAGCCCUGGGUGACUGCUGGUUGCUGGCAGCCAUCGCCUCACUCACCCUGAAUGAAGAAAUCCUGGCCAGGGUGGUUCCAAAAAACCAAAGCUUCCAGGAAAACUAUGCUGGGAUCUUCCAUUUUCAGUUCUGGCAGUAUGGUGAGUGGGUAGACGUGGUGGUGGAUGACAGGCUACCCACAAAGAACGGUGAGCUUCUCUUUGUACACUCAGCAGAGGGAAGUGAAUUCUGGAGCGCCCUCCUGGAGAAAGCCUAUGCAAAGGUCAAUGGAUGUUAUGAAGCUCUCUCAGGAGGGUCUACCACAGAGGGCUUUGAGGACUUCACUGGAGGGAUAGCUGAGUGGUACGAGCUGAGGAAAGCCCCUGACAACUUGUUUGUCAUCAUCCAGAAGGCCCUGCAGAAGGGCUCUCUCCUUGGCUGUUCCAUUGACAUCACAAGUGCUGCAGACUCAGAGGCCAUAACUUUCCAGAAGCUGGUGAAAGGACAUGCAUACUCAGUCACCGGAGCAGAAGAGGUGGAGUUUAGAGGAAGCCUGCAGAAGCUGAUUCGCAUCCGAAAUCCCUGGGGAGAAGUGGAAUGGACUGGAAAGUGGAGUGACAACUGCCCUAACUGGAACAGCAUAGACCCAGAUGAGAGGGAGAGACUAACCAGGAAAUUUGAAGAUGGAGAAUUCUGGAUGUCUUUUGGUGACUUCUUGAGGCACUAUUCUCGCCUAGAGAUCUGCAACCUAACCCCAGACACGCUAAUCAGUGACACCUACAAGAAGUGGAGACUCACCAAGAUGGACGGGACCUGGAGGCGGGGAUCUACUGCAGGGGGCUGCAGGAACUACCCAAACACUUUCUGGAUGAACCCUCAAUACAUGAUCAAGCUGGAGGAGGAGGAUGAGGAGGAUGAGAAUGAUGGCUCCGAGCCAGGAUGCACCUUCCUGGUGGGCCUCAUACAGAAACACCGGCGACGCCAAAGGAAAAUGGGAGAGGAUAUGCACACUAUCGGCUUUGGUAUCUAUGAGGUCCCUGAGGAGUAUUCUGGUCGGACCAGCCUUCACCUCAACAAAAACUUCUUUCUGACAACCAGAGCAAGGGAGAGGUCGGACACGUUCAUCAACCUCCGGGAAGUGCUGAACCGUUUCAAGCUGCCUGCUGGAGAAUAUGUCAUUGUGCCUUCUACUUUUGAACCCCACAAGAAUGGGGAUUUCUGCCUCCGAGUCUUUUCAGAGAAGAAAACUGACUCUCAAGUUGUCGAUGAUGAAAUUGAGGCCACCCUGGAUGAGAAUGACGUUGAUGAAGAUAGCAUUGACGAUGGUUUCAGGAGACUGUUUGCUCAACUGGCAGGGGAGGAUGCAGAGAUUUCUGCCUUUGAGCUGCAGACUAUCCUGAGAAGAGUUCUAGCAAAACGUCCAGAUAUCAAGUCGGAUGGCUUCAGCAUCGAGACUUGCAAGAUCAUGGUUGACAUGCUAGAUGCUGACGGGAGUGGGAAACUGGGCCUGAAGGAGUUCUACAUUCUCUGGUCAAAAAUACAAAAAUACCAGAAAAUUUACAAGGAGAUGGAUGUUGAUAGGUCCGGCACCAUGAAUGCCUACGAAAUGCGUAAAGCAUUAGAAGAAGCAGGUUUCAAGCUGCCAUAUCAGCUCCAUCAGGUCAUCGUAGCCCGGUUCGCAGAUGACGAGCUCAUCAUCGACUUUGAUAACUUUGUUCGGUGCUUAGUUCGACUGGAAACACUGUUCAAGGUAUUCAAGCAGUUGGACCCUGAGAACACCGGAACAAUAGAACUCAAUCUUACCAGUUGGCUGUGUUUUUCGGUCCUUUGAUGUAAUGAUAAUAACUGACCCUACUGAAGACUUCUCAUGAAAUUACGGUCACCUGAAGACUAAUCUUCCAUAAAAGAAACACUAUGUCCUAGUUUUGAGCUGCACCUUGGGUUUAUGAAUAGCAACUGCUUGAACUGAUAAUUAGGACUGAAAAAAAAAGUAGCAUUGUCUUAAGUAUUUGGAGAUCAGAAUUUCCAGAUACCCAGAGCAAGAGAUCUGUAGGCUCAUUACAUCAUAUGCAGAAAGUGUAGUUUAGCCAUUUGCAACCUCGAUAAAAGCUUUAAUUUUCUAAAUAGGACAUACUUUUUUUUUUUACAUAAGUGUAACAAUAUUAAGUCAAGAAAAACGCAGGGAGAAACCCAAUACCUAUGCAAACAUGAGGCUGUUUUUAAAGGAACCAACCCCUCACUGUGCAUAAAGUAUUUACAUUUGCAAAUUUAGCCAACAUCCCGGAAGAGAUAAUGAGGUCAUCAUUUCAUUUACACAAGGUGGAAAAUACAGAACAUAUCAGAAAGUCCAUGUGAUAUAAAGAAAGGAAAGAGCACUAGAUUUGGCAUCAGAACGCCUGGACUCCUAUCUACUUCCUACCUAGUGUCACCUUGGGCAAAUCACUUAACUCUCUGGGUCUCCGUUCCAUAUCUGUAAAAUGAGAGGGGUGGAUUAGAUUGCAUCAAGAGUCCCUUCCUCCAAAUCCCAUGAAAUAAAUAACCUGACUUAAGACAUUUAAGGAUUUCAGAUGAGAAAGAGGCAGUAUGGGUAACAGAAAGGGCAUUGGAUUCUUGGAAUCAGAGGGUUUGGGUUUAAGUCUUGGCAACUCCAAGAUAUGUGACCUUGGACGAGUCAAUUUAUCUAGGCCUUGGUUUCCUUCAUCUGUAAAAUGAGGGGGCGGGCCUGGGUGAUAUGGAAGGUCACUAAUGGCUCUGAAUCUUAUGAUUUUGCCUCUGCCCUUCAAGUCCUUUGGGAUGAGCAAUCCUGAAAAUGGCAAAUCAUUGUCUUUAAUCCUAAGAAGUACUAGAGCAGAAGAAUCUGGUCUUCUUAAUGUCAUAUAGAGUGAAGCAUUUAGGUAUUUUAUAUGAAUUAACUGCAGCUCUGGACCAAUCAGAAGACUGUGUACCAAAGCCAGACUAUCAUGUUUUUAAAUUGAUGAUGAAUACAAAGAACACAUCAGGUUGCUUGCUGCCUCAAUACUUUGGCAACUAUUGACUUCAAAAAUUUAGUUGGCUUGUUUGUGUGCAGUCAAGGUCAAUAGCUGUUCAUCAGGAAAUAGUUCCAAGUUAUUUCCUAACUUUAUCAUCAAAUAAAUAUAAGCAAUAUUAUGACAACAAAAAAA
Messenger RNA from Trichosurus vulpecula (common brushtail), 3641 nucleotides. It is a transcript of the gene CAPN2, whose product is annotated as calpain 2. Gene Ontology annotation, molecular function: calcium-dependent cysteine-type endopeptidase activity; calcium ion binding. The coding region runs from base 203 to 2311 and encodes 702 amino acids. Gene Ontology annotation, cellular component: cytoplasm. Gene Ontology annotation, biological process: proteolysis. The record is from RefSeq and is a predicted model, not a curated record. The transcript is spliced from 21 exons. Lineage: Eukaryota; Metazoa; Chordata; Mammalia; Diprotodontia; Phalangeridae.